AUGGCACCGCAUCACGAGCCCUUCAAGGGCCUCGCGCCUGUAAAAUGGUCUUCCGUCGAAGAGGAGGAUCCCAAAGAAUUCCUCGGCGGCGUCUUCUCUGAUGCCCAGACGAUAGUCGACUCAAUCCCCGUCCCCGCCGCCGUCAAGCAGGCCACGACGGGCCGCGCUCGUUCACACACCGAUCCGCCUCAGCCUGUCGCCGACAUCAACCGCAGCCUUUCCCAGCAGCGCCAGUCCGCCGCCUCCCUCAGCCUGUCGCGUGACCUGGCCAAGGAGUGGAAGGAGGUCAAGGUGAACCCUAGGGACAACCCGCUCGCCAUCAACGUCUAUAAGCUCGCCUCCAAGGACGGCAAGGGUAGUUGGUUCGCGCGGCGCAGUGUUCACGAUGGCCUCACCUUUGAGAAGUGGAAGCUAGGCCUCGAAAAGGAGUUUGCCGAGUCGAUGAAGGUUCAGACGGGUCCUGGAGCCGGCGCUAUCCGUGGAAUUGGCGCGGAGAAACGGGUUGUUCAUCAGGUUGUCGAGGGCGCCGGGAAGAUGGAAGUUUUCCAAUUGUCGGCGCAGUUCCCGGGUCCGACCGCUCCGAGGGACUUUGUCACUCUGCUCCUGACUUCCGACUUUUCCGGCAACCCUCCCGCACAGGAAGGCGGGAGGCGACCGCUUAGAACCUUCAUGAUCGUCUCGAAGCCGUGCAUACAUCCCGAGUGCGCCGAACGGCCGGGCUACAUUCGAGGGCAGUACGAGUCGGUGGAGAUCAUCCGCGAGAUCCCUUCCGACAAGCCCUCAAUCACCCGUGCAAAGUCAUCGAUCGAUCUGAGCCACGACGGUCCGAAGGAAAGGCAAGCAGUCGCCGAAUCCAUGGGCAGAGAGGCUGUUCUGCGGGCGGCCAAGAAGGCUGCUGACCCCGAAGGCGGACGACAGCGCGGAACUUCUGUCGACAGUGCACCGGCGAGAGAUGACGCCGGGCACAGCGCGGAAGGCAUUGACGAGGAAGCUUCAACGACGGUUGAGUGGUUGAUGGUAACUCGCAGUGACCCUGGCGGAAACGUGCCCCGGUUCUUGAUCGAUCGCGGCACGCCUGGUGGUAUCAUCGGCGAUGCAGGCAAGUUUAUUAAGUGGAUGACCGCCAAGGCUGCAGACGAUUUCACGGCGUCAGACACGGAGCAGGAGGAGACAAAGGAGAGUGCCAAGCAAGCCGAGGCUGAAAAAGUCGCAUCACCAAUGGAGGUCGCUAAGGAGCCCACGUCCAAUCUCGUACCAGAUCCGUCGGCACAGGAUGAGACUGUCCCGCCAAGUAGCAACGGCCUCUAUGGUAUUAUCUCAGGGGCCUUCGGACUGGCAGGGUCUGCAGUGGCAAGUCGGCUCCCUAACGGUCUGCCCGGCAUGUUCCAGGCGCCAAGCACCAACGGCUCGAUAGCUGAGGAAGACGAGCGCGACGAAGAGACAAACGAGAGCGAUACCUCGUCCAUCCGCAGCUUCGCGUCGGCCGUUGAGAAGACGGAUGAGGGCGAGGCCCUCACGCCUCCGGACGUUACCCACCAAGACACCAUGUCUCUGCACUCGUCUGGUUCGGGAGCCAACUCCCUGCACAAGUCGACGACCUCGCAUCACGACAGGGAGCUCAAAAAGCUCCAGGAACGCCGGAAGAAGAUGCAGGACAAGAUCAACAAGAUGCAAGAGCGCAUGUCUACCAAGCGCGCAGAAGACACGCAACGCGAUGCCGCCCAGCAGGCCAAGUUGCGGGAGAAACAUGACAAGGAGAUUGCCAAACAGGAAGAAAAGUACCGCCGCGAGCUCAAGAGGCUCGAGGAGCGACGGGAGAAUGAGGAACGCAAGGCGGAGGAGAGGAGGCGCAAGCAAGCCGAGAAGGAGGAGAAGGGCAACAUGGCCAUGGAGCUCGAGCGGGUCAAGACAGAGCGUGACCUCGCGCUGAAGCAGAUUGAGGUGCUCAAAGGGCAGAUUGGAGACCUGCAGAGCCAGAACACCAUGCUUGUGGCCAAGAUGGGCCGCCUGGGUGGGCUGAAGAGGGAGGAUUCGGCGGCGUGGAGCACGUCGGGGGAGAAGUUGACCACCCAGAGUGUCUCGAGCUAG
Messenger RNA from Colletotrichum chrysophilum, 2088 nucleotides. RefSeq lists its product as uncharacterized. Bases 1 to 2088 code for a protein of 695 amino acids. NCBI's taxonomy places the organism in Eukaryota, Fungi, Ascomycota, Sordariomycetes, Glomerellales, Glomerellaceae. The record is from RefSeq and is a predicted model, not a curated record. The transcript is spliced from 2 exons.